Molecule: messenger RNA, 3084 nt
Organism: Sparassis crispa
Lineage: Eukaryota; Fungi; Basidiomycota; Agaricomycetes; Polyporales; Sparassidaceae
Product: kinase-like protein
Exons: 5
Coding region: 1-3084 (1027 amino acids)
Biological process (GO): peptidyl-serine phosphorylation; autophagy
Cellular component (GO): cytoplasm
Molecular function (GO): protein serine/threonine kinase activity; ATP binding
Source: RefSeq, a predicted model, not a curated record
AUGUUGCAGUAUCCACUUCAGCUCCCGCCGCUCUCGCUGUCUUCCUCGAAGCGUGUGCCCACCCGCGCUGGCGAUGACUCGACCCCGGGCCACAUCCGCAACGGCCAUUCCGCCCUGACCCACAAGCGCGUCACCAACGACAAGCUCGUCGCCCCUCGCCAGUCCAACUCUUACGCCAUUCCCCUCUCCAUCUCCGCCGCUCUGUCUGCCUCGUCCUCUCCCUCCUCUUCCCCCGACGCCUCCCCUUACCUUUCCCACAAGCAGAUCCCCCGUUCCCCUCUUGUUCUUUCCCAUCGGCAGCCCUCCACUCCCGUCUCUCGCUCUCCCCACACCCUCACCUCCAACCUGCCCUCCAUCCGCGACGACUCGAGCAGGCACUCUUCUUUUUCCUCCGUCGUCACGGAUAUCCUUUCUCAGGGCGACUUGGUCGGCGACGGUCUCUCCCUUCAGGGAGAGACGAUUUGUCGGGUCCCGAUAAGCUCAUCCGAACCGCGGGUCGACUACGAUGAACCGGCGAAGGAAUUCGAGGUCGUUCGUAAGCUUGGCACCGGCAGCUACGCUGUCGUGUACCUCGUCCGCGAGGUUCUUUCCCGUCCUCUGCCCUCGGACGACGGCCACUACGCUGUUGGUCGCUUGGAACUCGACGAAGGACCUGCCAGACGCCCAUCCGUGGAGUACGGUCGCGAAUAUGCUAUCAAGCUGCUGUCCAAGGCAAACCUCGACAAGGAGGCUUUGGACGCUCAGAUGUUCGAGGCCACCAUUCAUCAAUCGCUCCCCGCUCACCCGAACAUAGUCACUCUUCAUCGGACCCUCGAGACCCCCUCCUUUUUAUUGCUUCUACUCGAGUUCGUUCCCGGUGAAGAUCUAUUCUAUUUCUUGGAACAGUCUCGUGACCACUACCAGUCGGAUCCCUCCUUGCCCGAGCUUUCGACCUCGUCUUCGGACUCUAGCAGCUGCAGCUCUCGUACCCCGCCAACACCCAGCCUCCUCUCCUCCCUCAACCCAGGACAGUUGCUCUCGCGUACACGUCUCCGUCUCAUCGCCUCCAUGUUUUCCCAGAUGUGUGAGGCAGUGGCGGUCUGCCAUGAGAACUACGUCUUUCAUCGCGAUAUCAAGCCGGAGAACUUUAUUGUGACCGACGGAUGGACGACGCUGUCCGACGGCAGGUGUGAGCGUAAGGUCAUCGUCAAGCUUACGGACUUUGGACUUUCCACCACCGACACCGAUUCGGCCGAUAUGGAUUGCGGCAGCGCUCCUUACAUGUCUUUCGAAUGCAGAAAUAACAUACACCCUACUUAUUCGCCCCGUGCUGCCGACGUCUGGUCACUUGGUAUCGUGCUUAUCAAUAUGUUGUAUCACUAUAACCCCUGGACAGACACCACACAAGGCGUCUGCCCAUCCUUUGAGCUUUUCCGCAGGCAGCCGGUGGAGUUCUUCAUGAAUCGCUUCACGGGCAUGACUUCACCCGUCGCGGAAUUCCUCGCAACCAACGUCUUCUGCAUCCUCGACAGUCACCAAUCCGACUCGCAGCGGAUCAGCGCCCGCGCCUUUGGCACCUGGAUCAAGGACCUGCCAUCCCUGCUCGGCUCGCCGGCGCCCCGUGGCCACUCGCGCACCGCAUCGGUGAGCUCCACCCAGGGAUACUGUCUUGCAUCCAUCCCACAUUCCCGCCGUCCGUCCCUUCGCAACGCGCCACCGCGCCUCGAGGUGCCUGCAUCGCAGCGUGCAUCGAAGUCGCUGUCUCGUGCGCCCUCGCUCGGCCCAGCGUUCGAAGCGCUGGAGUCCUUGUCGACGCUGGCAACCGUCCUUGACCAGGACACGGAGGAGCAGGAGCAGGAUGGUGAGGUGGAGCCGGAGUCGCGGUCAGCGUCCACGCACAAGCGGCGCAAGCGCGGUGCACGCAAGGGCAAGGGAUUGGUGCUCUCCCCAGUCUCGCCCAUCCCAGACAGAACGCUCGACACGCUCGCCGAAGCGUCGCAGGCGCUCGCGCGGGAGAUCAGCCGCACGUCGCGCUCGUCCCAGGUACCACUAGCAGAGACUCCGGUAUCCGUUCCCGCAGUUCCGCCCGUUCCGCCGGUCCUCGCGUCGCCGCUGCCCCCGACACCGACGACGCCGACGAUCUCCAAGAAGCCGUCCAAGUGGAAGCUCAGCUUCGGCAAGGGCAGCAGCGCCAGUGUCACCGCUGCCGCCAGCGCGAAAGCCACCUUUGCGGAGGAGCCGGUUCCUGACAGUGGCAAGGCGAUGUCUGCUACGGCCAGCAACGUCACGAGCCUGCUGAUGAGCCUCAACGCGCCCGCGGGGCCUGUGCCCGUGCCGGAGGUCGAGGAACCCGAGUCUUGGGGCGUGCGCGGACGACGCGCGAAGAACUCGCCGUAUGGUGCGCAUGCGAGCCCCAAUGCGUCUUCCAGCCACACGUGGGGUCCGUCCUCGAGCUCGCCCUUUGGCUCGAACGCCCAACUCGGAGAGCGCCGCGCGCAGAAUGCGGAUGCGCGCUCGCAGCGCGCGAUCUCGCCUGCGAGCACGCGCAGCGGCCGCCCGUUGGCCUCGAGUGCGAGCUCGAUGGCGUCGUCCAACUGGCGGAGCUCGAUGUCGAGCGUCGGGACGUCCUCGUCGUCUGCGUCGGCCUUCACGCGGUACAGCAACGGCAGCACGCGGAGCGUGUCCACCGCUGCCACGAGCGUCUCGUCCAACAGCUGGCGGAGCCAGCAGAGCAAGUACCCGUACGACAGCAAGCCCCCGCAGAUGCCGUCGAACGUCAAGUUGAUGACGGGCACGCCGUGGGAGCUGUACGAGCUGCCGCGACAGAUGUACCACAAUCCGGAGGACGUCAAGUACGGCGCGCCGCCCGUGCGCACGCGCCGCGCGCCGAAGCACAAGGACACGAAGCUGGACACGAUCAGCGAGCGGCCGCACAAGGCGUCGCCGCUCGCGCAGCGGCAUGACGCGUCGACGAGCACGACGGAGCUCGACCGUCUGCCGCAGCGCGAGAGCGAGGACGGCUCGUACGAGGGCAGCUCCCCGCGCAAGGUGCAGAAGGGCCAGAUCAACGCGCUCGCGAAGAUGCUGUCCGCGCUGCGCCGCUGA